This is a messenger RNA of Eremomyces bilateralis CBS 781.70, 1527 nucleotides long. RefSeq lists its product as uncharacterized. Lineage: Eukaryota; Fungi; Ascomycota; Dothideomycetes; Eremomycetales; Eremomycetaceae. The record is from RefSeq and is a predicted model, not a curated record. The transcript is spliced from 4 exons. The coding region runs from base 1 to 1527 and encodes 508 amino acids. Gene Ontology annotation, molecular function: protein-phosphatidylethanolamide deconjugating activity.
AUGAGCAAUGUCGACAUCGGCCGCUACAGCAAGCGCGUCCUCCAAUACUUCUGGGACCCGCCCCCCCGCAACGAUGACCCGUCCGAGGCCCCCAUCUGGGUGCUGGGCCGCCAAUACGAGGCGAUCGACCCCAUCGACCGGAGCAGCAUAGCGCGGGAGGAGGCCGAGACCCGUCGGCAGCAAGAAGAUGGACAGCGGCAACAACAGAAUGAACAACAGAAUGAACCACAGGAUGAACCACAAACACAGAAGAACCAACAACGCAUCCAAAUCAACACCGGCCCACAAUCCCCCUCCCCCUCCGCCUCCUCCAACCCCUCCCCCAUCGACCUCUUCACCUCCCACCACAGCAAACCCCCCUCCAUGGCCGCCAGCUCCACCAGCAUGCUCGAACAUCCUAGCGCCACCAGCAGUCUCGAAGACCUCGGCCGAUCGCACGCCUCCUCCACCGACCCCCCCCCCUCCGCCAGCAACGGCAACGGCCCCGGCAGCACGAACGAGGACGCGGACGCGGACGGCGGGUGGCCGGCAGCGUUCCUGGACGACUUCGAGUCGCGUGUGUGGAUGACGUAUCGGUCGGGAUUUCCGUGCAUCGAGCGGACGGCGGGGGCGGGGGCGGGGGCAGGGCUGAGUUUGGGGGUGAGGUUGAGGCAGCUGGGGGGGCAGGGGGGAUUUACGAGCGAUAGUGGGUGGGGGUGCAUGAUUCGGUCGGGCCAGAGCUUGUUUGCGAACGCAUUGGUGAUGUUGCGGUUUGGGCGAGAUUGGCGACGUGGUGAACGAGAAGCAGAGGAAAAAGAGCUCCUCGCGCUCUUCGCCGACGAUCCGAACGCCCCUUUCUCCAUUCACCGCUUCGUCGACCACGGCGCUUCCGCCUGCGGCAAACACCCCGGCGAAUGGUUUGGCCCCUCCGCCACCGCGCGCUGCAUCCAGGCGCUCGCCAACCAGCACGAGUCUCUCGGACUCAAGGUCUACAUCACGGGCGACGGGCCGGAGGUGUACGAGGACGACUUUAUGAAGAUCGCGCGGACAGCGGACGGGGGGUUCGCACCGACGUUGAUCUUGAUCUGUACGCGGCUGGGGAUCGAUCGCGUGACGCCGGUGUAUUGGGAGGCGCUGAAGUCAGCGCUGCAGAUGCGGCAGUCGAUCGGGAUUGCUGGCGGCCGCCCCUCCUCCUCCCACUACUUCCUUGGCCUCCAAUCCACCUCCCUCUUCUACCUCGACCCGCACACCACGCGUCCCUUCCUCCCCCUCCCCACCCCCCCCACCGCCUACACCCCCGCGGAGGUCUCCUCGUGCCACACGCGGCGCCUGCGACGCAUCCAGAUCGCCGAGAUGGAUCCGAGUAUGCUGAUUGGGUUUUUGAUCCGGGAUGAGGAGGAUUGGAGGGCGUGGAAGGAGAGCGUGGGGGAGGAGCCUGGGAGGAGAGUUAUGCGGGUGGAGAGGGGGGUGGGGGAACGGGAGGGGGCAAUGGGGGAAGUGGAGGUGUUGAGUGAUGAGGAGGGGGAGGAGGAAGGGGUGGUAGUUUAG